Molecule: messenger RNA, 573 nt
Organism: Leishmania mexicana MHOM/GT/2001/U1103
Lineage: Eukaryota; Euglenozoa; Kinetoplastea; Trypanosomatida; Trypanosomatidae
Exons: 1
Coding region: 1-573 (190 amino acids)
Source: RefSeq, a predicted model, not a curated record
AUGAGCUACAUGCAGAGCAGUUGUGCCACCUCGCAGGAGAAAAGUGACAUGUUUGUCACCUCGUUAGACGUUUUUAGUAGGCGAGCAUACUUUGACCCAUACACAACUCACACUGACAUUGAUGUGCCUCCCGCUAUUCCGACUUUGACAAAGGCACAGAUCGACAAAUCGCCUGUGGGUGUUGCGUUUCAUAACGCGCGUACAUUAGAUGGUGGCGCCGAGCAAAGCGUUACCGUCGAUGAAUCUGCGGUAUCGAAAGUGAAGCGUUUUUCUACACCCGGCGCUUUCGCGGCUGCGAAUUCGGUAUUUGAUUUUCUAAAGGAAAAUCUGGGAGGAGUCGUGCUUCCAGACGAUGGAGUAGGCAGGGACGUGUUGUUUGAACGACGUCGGUCUUUCUUCGUCUCCCUCUUUACCAUAGAGGAAGAUGUGCAAACUGCUCUUCCGUGUCGAUUCUCUACCAACGACGUUGAUAACGUAUUUCGCAGCGCCUCCGACGAGUCCCUGACCUCGACAGAGCCAUACAGAAAGCGGCUAGCCGCGCUCGAACACCUUCGGGCUACCCUGGACUGCUGA